Molecule: messenger RNA, 1653 nt
Organism: Gracilinanus agilis (Agile Gracile Mouse Opossum)
Lineage: Eukaryota; Metazoa; Chordata; Mammalia; Didelphimorphia; Didelphidae
Gene: ILF2
Product: interleukin enhancer binding factor 2
Exons: 14
Coding region: 66-1238 (390 amino acids)
Source: RefSeq, a predicted model, not a curated record
GGUUGUUGGCUCCUGCGAGGAAGGGGCGGUUGGCGGGGCCUCCAUUGUUCAAGACUUUGGGAACCAUGAGGGGUGAUAGAGGCAGAGGCCGUGGAGGGCGAUUUGGCUCCAGGGGAGGACCCGGAGGAGGGUUCAGGCCAUUUGUGCCACACAUCCCAUUUGAUUUCUAUGUGUGUGAAAUGGCCUUCCCUCGAGUCAAACCUGCACCUGAUGAAACCACUUUCAGUGAGGCCUUGCUGAAGAGGAAUCAGGACCUUGCUCCCAACUCUGCUGAACAGGCAUCCAUACUUUCUCUGGUAACAAAAAUCAACAACGUGAUUGAUAACCUCAUUGUGGCUCCAGGAACCUUUGAAGUGCAAAUUGAAGAGGUCCGGCAAGUGGGAUCUUACAAGAAAGGGACAAUGACCACAGGUCAUAAUGUGGCUGACCUGGUAGUGAUCCUGAAGAUCCUGCCAACAUUGGAAGCUGUUGCAGCCUUGGGGAACAAAGUGGUGGAAAGUCUUAGAGCACAGGAUCCUGCUGAAGUUUUGACUAUGCUGACCAAUGAAACUGGCUUUGAGAUCAGCUCUGCUGAUGCCACGGUGAAGAUCCUCAUUACAACAGUGCCACCUAAUCUUCGAAAGCUGGACCCAGAACUACAUUUGGACAUCAAAGUUCUUCAGAGUGCCCUGGCAGCCAUUCGGCAUGCUCGAUGGUUUGAAGAGAAUGCUUCUCAGUCUACGGUGAAAGUUCUCAUCCGUCUACUGAAGGACUUGAGGAUUCGGUUCCCUGGAUUUGAACCUCUCACACCUUGGAUCCUAGACCUUUUGGGCCACUAUGCUGUGAUGAAUAACCCUACCAGACAGCCCUUGGCCCUCAAUGUGGCUUACAGGCGAUGCCUUCAGAUUUUGGCUGCAGGGUUGUUUCUUCCUGGUUCUGUAGGAAUUACUGAUCCCUGUGAAAGUGGUAACUUCCGAGUACACACAGUCAUGACCUUGGAACAACAGGACAUGGUCUGCUAUACAGCUCAGACGUUGGUUCGGAUCCUAUCCCAUGGAGGUUAUAGGAAGAUCCUUGGCCAGGAGGGUGAUGCCAGUUAUCUUGCCUCAGAAAUGUCUACCUGGGAUGGAGUGAUAGUGACACCUUCUGAAAAAGCUUAUGAGAAGCCUCCAGAAAAGAAGGAAGGUGAGGAAGAAGAGGAGAAUGCAGAGGAGCCACCUCAAGGAGAGGAAGAAGAGAGCAUGGAGACCCAAGAGUGAUUCUGAUUUGUUUUCUCAGCUGCCAAAGGCAACAGGCUUCCUUUGUGGACCCUGGGUAGUGGCAUGUAUGGGGAUGAGGGGAUGGUAGGAAGGAAAAAUAAGGCUGACAACCCCUGGAAGCUGUGGAGAAAGAAGCAUUGGCUUGUAGGUGAUUUGAUGCUCCCCUGACUCAGCUACAGGAAUCUCACAUUUGUGGCCUGGGCCACAAAGGAAGGCAUCAGCCUUCCUGUGCUUUCUUCUUUUAUAGAUUUACACACAUACCCCCAUAGCCCUCCACAGAACAACCAACUCUGGAAACCCAACUAAGACCAAAAUCAUCCAGGUUUUUUUUGUUAUUGUUGAAAUUAUUGUGAACUGUUAGUGUCUGAAAGUUGUCUUUUUUUUCUAGACACUUAUUAAAAGUAUUUCCUUGUAA